AUGGCGGUUGUCCUCCAGGUCGGGGGUCUGGUUCUGGGCCUGGUCUCCUGGUGCCUCCAGUCCAGCUGCACUUCCUCGCAUACGUGGAAGGUGAAGAGUCAGGCAGAAACAGUCACCACCAGUUCGUGGCAGUUCGAGGGCCUGUGGAUGAGCUGCGCCGCUACCUCCAUGGGGUCUGUCCAGUGCAGCAGGUUCAAGACGUUCCUGGGACUUCCAGCUCACCUGCAGGUCUGCAGAGGUCUGAUGAUCGCAUCGCUCCUGCUGGGUCUGGCCUCCAUCGUGGUCUCAGUGCUCGGACUCAAGUGCACGAAGAUCGGAGGAGCAUCCGAGCAGGUCAAAGGUCAGAUGUCCCUGAGCGGAGGAAUCAUGUUCAUCCUGUCAGGUGUCUUCACGCUGUCCGCUGUCUCGUGGUUCGCUGCCGGAGUCAUCCAGGACUUCUACAACCCACUCUAUGCUGGAGUUCGGUUUGAGCUUGGUUCUGGUCUAUAUCUGGGCUGGGCCUCCUCCUGCCUGGCUCUCCUUGGAGGAUCUCUGCUCUGCUGCUCCUGCAGGAGGACCCCCUCCACCCCCCCUGCUUGGCAGUUUUCGUAUCGCUCCCACGCGAGUCGAGGACAGAGCAUCUACAAGGCGGCUGCGGCGCUGGACGGCAGUAGCAGCUCCAGAGCUUACGUCUGAACUCACCAACCCCUCUGAUGGGAUUCAUUAGAGGUCCACUGAUCUGCAGGAAACAUCCAAUCAUCUGUGUGAGAGUGCAGUAUUGGUGCUGUCCAGCAGGUGUCCUCACAGAGAAACGUCUCCAAGAUGAGUCACCCAAGCUUCUAGAAAAUCAUUUAUUUAUUACAUAAAGUCACCAGAUUUCUGUCAUUUAUCUGUUGAACAGCUCAGCUUUUACCACCGCUUCUAAUGAGCGUUUCUGUAGUACCCCUUGUGGACAGCAGGUGGCAGCAGACCAUAAUGAGUGAUUCUCUCCUAGGCUGCAUUUCACCCACAGACCACUAAUCUCCGUGCAUGUUGUUGGAUUUAAGUUCAAUAUUUACCUGAAAUAAUGAAAACUUCCUUUAGUUAAAGACUGUUUAGUUCCUGAUCCUAAAUCAGUUUGAAUGAAGAACAGAAACUCAAGGAGUAAGAACCGGUGAGAAAGUUGUUUUUUUUCCCAGCUGAUGUAAAUAAUAAACAGUUUUCAGUGGUG
This is a messenger RNA of Nothobranchius furzeri (turquoise killifish), 1189 nucleotides long. RefSeq names its product claudin-19. The record is from RefSeq and is a predicted model, not a curated record. Gene Ontology annotation, cellular component: plasma membrane; bicellular tight junction. Gene Ontology annotation, biological process: bicellular tight junction assembly; cell adhesion. Gene Ontology annotation, molecular function: structural molecule activity. Lineage: Eukaryota; Metazoa; Chordata; Actinopteri; Cyprinodontiformes; Nothobranchiidae.